Electrophorus electricus (electric eel) is the source of this 2774-nucleotide messenger RNA. RefSeq names its product ankyrin repeat and SOCS box containing 13a, tandem duplicate 2 (gene asb13a.2). The record is from RefSeq and is a predicted model, not a curated record. Gene Ontology annotation, molecular function: protein binding. Gene Ontology annotation, biological process: protein ubiquitination; positive regulation of protein catabolic process. Lineage: Eukaryota; Metazoa; Chordata; Actinopteri; Gymnotiformes; Gymnotidae.
GGUUUUCACGAUUGUAUUAAAUCGAAUGUGUUUUAGAAUCUCUUUCUCGUCAAAUAUGGAUGUCAAAACAGCAAGGCCCUAUUUCUUCGGCGAUAUCGGAUUCUGGUCUGAGAGGACAGAGGUACACAAAGCUGCUUAUUGUGGACAGGCGUUUGAGCUACAAAAUCUAAUCCAAAGUGGGGCUUCAGUAAAUAUAGUUGCUGUAGACUCCAUCACACCUCUCCAUGAAGCUGCUAUCAGGGGACAGAAAGAGUGUGUGAGGUUGCUAUUGGAUGCUGGAGCACAGGUUGAUGCGAGGAACGUGGAUGGUAGCACUCCCCUGUGCGAGGCAUGCUCUGCUGGGAGCUUGGAUUGUGUGCGGCUGCUGCUGGAGUAUGGUGCAAAAGUCAAUCCUGCUCUCACCUCCCGCACCACCUCCCCACUACAUGAGGCCUGCAUGGGAGGUAAUGCUGAGUGUGUUAAAUUAGUGUUAGCAAAAGGAGCUAGCCUAGAAGCCUAUGACCUGUACAAUGGGACUCCACUACAUGUAGCGUGCGCUAACCAACAGCUGGAGUGUGUCAGGGUACUGCUCAAUGCAGGAGCUAAAGUGAAUGCGGCCCGGCUGCACGAGACAGCCUUGCACCAUGCAGCCAAGGCCAGCAACGCAGAAAUGAUCGAGCUGUUGGUGGAGUUCGGGGCGAACGUGUACGCCAAAGACAAACACGAGAAGAGACCGGGCGACUACACCCAACCUACCUCAUCCUCCGCGCUCCUCCUGCAGCUUUACGAGAGUGAUCCUCUGUCUCUGCAGCAGCUGAGCCGUAUAGCACUCAGGACUGUACUCGGCACCAGAGCUCUGCAGGUUGUGACCAAACUGGAUCUCCCAGGCCGCAUCAUUCGCUACCUCUGCUACCAGUGAAAACUUCUGCGCGCACCCACACUCAGGACAGGUGUGACUCAGAGUUCAAACUUAAGCUCUAUUACAACUGCAAUGUAUUUAUCAUCUAACUGUCAUUCAUUAUAUUUUAGACAUAGAUGAGAUGGAAAACAAAUUUCUUGUUAAGUACACUGAACAUGAGUGUAACAUCCUUUUUGCACUUUGGCCUUAGAAUUUCCAUAUUGUAACAACUGCAAAAGACAGAGCAAAAUCUCACUUAAGUGGCGUGUCAAGGAAAGAGGGGGAAACGAUAUGUGAAUCUGGCAGCUACAUGCACCCAAGGAACUGCUCCAACUCCGAACGUGACCUACGGCUGUACACAGGGACCUGCUAACAAGGUCCUCUUUUAGUCGGAAACACAGACGUGCAGAGCACUGAGGCGUCCUGCUCAACUAUCUAGAGUCUGCAGUGUCUGUCUGCAGAGUGACAGUGUCCUGUAAACAAGCUUGCAGGGAAUGGCAGUUAUAUUCUUACUGCAUCUCCACUAUGAAAUUCUGAAGGAACUCAGAACUAAUAAUGCAUUGUCACAUGAAUUGUCACUCCUUCAUAAUAUCUAUCAAAUUGAAAAUUGAAAUUGAAUAUUGGAAUUUCUUAAGGUUUAAAAAAAAAACAACAACCAAAUAAACAAAACAACAUUGCUGGUAAUUUAAUUCCAUCCUAAAUUUCAUAUUAGACAUUUUUGACUCUCUUAAUGUUAUGCAGCUGGAAUGUGCUUAGAUGGCCAGUCCUUGUUUAAAUUAUCCUGGGCUUUAAAGGAAGGGCUUAGUCCUUAGCUAAUUGGGAAAUGUAAUAUCAAAGUGUCAUACUCAUGCACCUCAGUCAUAAUGAGUGGGCAUGAAUGCAACUUGAAGGUAACUACUUGCUAAUCCAAAAGACAAUGUCUUCCCCAUACAUUCUUUGUCCCAGCCCUGGACUCCUCACACCCUGGCCAGAGUCACUUCAGUAAGGGCUUGUUCAUUACCUGCUCGGAUAAGGUGGGUGUAUGGCGAACACAGGGAGAUAAAGGUGUGCAGUGUAGUAUAUAGUACUUAUGGGAGAACUGGAAGAGGAAAUGCUCUGUUUCCUUUUCAUUCAUAUCUUCUUACACAAGCCAUAAUGACUAGAGUACAUGAACAUGGAUGUAACUUCCCUAAAGUCCCUACUUGUUGAUCAAAGAUGCAUCUUUAGCAUGAUUGAGCUUGUUAUGGCUCCAUUUCCUGUAUUUUCCAUAUUAAAUAUUGAUUGAGUUAUUUGAAUCAGACUGUUAUUCCCUGCACAGUUCUCUUUACCCAUCUAACACAUGCACAUGUCCAUACCCUUCUGCCCUGCUCUCAUUUGCACCUGGACUAAGAAAAAAGGCAGUCAUGCAGAAAUAGCUCCGCUGCUCAACUCAUCCCUUUCACUGUGGAACAUGAGUUAGAGCUCUGCUGCAUGGAGGCGUCACAGUGCACUUUUCUAAACAGGGCUGGGAAGAUGCAGGAAAAAUGCUGCUCGGAAAUGCUAACCCUCUUCUGAAGCUAUGCAUACAGACAGCAGCUAUGGGUGGAAUGCUGUGCUUUUCUCUGCCCCGCUCUCUCCCCCCCCCAGGCCAUUCUGCCCCCCACAUCCCACUUUCCCUGGGAAGGACCUUUAAAGGACUGAUAUGUUUUUCUGCACCAGUCUUAACUGUAUGUGCCAAAUGCAAAAAUAGCACAGUGAUUUUUCCAAGAUGCCAACCCUGAUUCUGAUGUUGAACACUAGGUAGGGUCAUGGCUAUUAAAACUUGAUCGGCUAUAUUAAAUUGUUCAUUUCUUUUAAGCAUGCAUAAAGUUAACAAUGGCCAGACUGGUGCUAAGGAUAUAUUUUCAGUGAUCUGUAAAAUAAAAAUUGAAAUGUAAAA